This is a messenger RNA of Eubalaena glacialis (North Atlantic right whale), 998 nucleotides long. RefSeq names its product cathepsin G-like. Bases 190 to 942 code for a protein of 250 amino acids. Gene Ontology annotation, cellular component: intracellular membrane-bounded organelle; cytoplasm. Gene Ontology annotation, biological process: proteolysis. The transcript has 6 exons. Lineage: Eukaryota; Metazoa; Chordata; Mammalia; Artiodactyla; Balaenidae. The record is from RefSeq and is a predicted model, not a curated record. Gene Ontology annotation, molecular function: serine-type endopeptidase activity.
AGCAGCAAGGGUCUCAACGGGGGGCUAAGACCAAAGGGUGAAGACAUGCAGGCUCCAGUCCCUGAGGGAGAGGAAGGAGGAAAUAGACAGCUCCCAGCUUUGAUGCUUGUAGGGAUUAUUGAAUUAGGGGCUCAAAGUCUGGCAGGAGGAAGCACCAGCAGCAACUGACUGGGCAGACUUCCCAGGAAGAUGCAGCCACUCCUGCUCCUGGUGGUCCUUCUCCUGCUGCCCAGGGCUAGGGCAGGGCAGAUCAUCGGAGGCCAAGAGGCCAGGCCCCAUUCCCACCCUUACAUGGCAUAUGUUCAGAUCCGAACUCCACGUCUGAAAACUUGUGGGGGGUUCCUGGUGCGAGAAGACUUUGUGGUGACAGCAGCUCACUGCUUGGGAAGCCAAAUAAGUGUCAUCCUGGGGGCCCACAACGUCAGUAGGUUGGAAAGGACUCAGCAGCGCAUACCGGUGCUCAGAGCCAUCCCCCACCCCAGGUACAAUCCGCAGAACCACCGGAAUGACAUCAUGUUACUGCAGCUGAGGAGCAGAGUCAGACGUAAUCGAGCUGUGAGGCCGGUGGCUCUGCCUCAGACCCAGAACAGGCUGCGUCCUGGGACCCUGUGCACCGUGGCCGGCUGGGGCCUUGUCGGCCUGAACACGAGAACAGACACUCUCCAGGAUGUACGGAUCAGAGUGCAGAGGGGUGAGGAGUGCAGGAGGCGCUUCAUGUUCUACACUGGCCGAACACAGAUUUGUGUGGGCGACCCAAGAGAGCGGAAAUCCGCCUUCCUGGGGGACUCCGGGGGCCCCCUUGUGUGUAACAACGUGGCCCAGGGCAUCGUCUCCUACGGAAACAGGAUUGGGACUCCUCCAGCAGUCUUCACCAGGAUUUCCAGCUUCCUGCCCUGGAUACGGAGAACGAUGAGACGCUUCAAAGAGUGGGGGCUGGAGUGACACGCCCUGUCACUGACUCCCCUUCUCUAGGGCAGAGCCCAGAUCCAGGGCGGUUC